Molecule: messenger RNA, 1939 nt
Organism: Salarias fasciatus (jewelled blenny)
Lineage: Eukaryota; Metazoa; Chordata; Actinopteri; Blenniiformes; Blenniidae
Gene: apmap
Product: adipocyte plasma membrane associated protein
Exons: 9
Coding region: 127-1377 (416 amino acids)
Cellular component (GO): endomembrane system
Molecular function (GO): arylesterase activity
Source: RefSeq, a predicted model, not a curated record
CGGAGGAGCAUCAGCUGGACCGCGGGCCCGCAGACCGACAUCUUCCUGAGGAGCUCCGUCACACCGGCUUCACCGAGCCGAGCCGAGCCGAGCCGGGCCGAGCCGAGCCGUCCCUCCAGCUCCGCCAUGAACCAGUCCGCGGGGCUCCGGUUCCGGAGGCUGCAGCAGCCGCAGGUCAUCACCGACGAGCUGCCGGAGCAGCGCGACAAAGGCUCCGGGAGCUCCUACAGUGGGAAGGUCUUCCAGGUGACCCUGAUGUCUGUCGGCAGCUUCCUGCUUCUUCCUCUGCUCGUCAUCAUCCUCAUCCUGGAGUCGCCCAUCCAGCCCGAAGCCUUCAGCCUGAAGGAGCCCCCCCAGAUGAAGGGCUGCUGGGAGCCCAACCUGAAGCUGCGGCAGGCCCAGAGACUCUUCCAGGACCAGAUCAGCGGACCCGAGUCCAUCGCCAACAUCGGAGAUGUUUUCUUCUCAGGAACAGCUGACGGGCAGAUCGUUCGUCUGAUUGGUCGGAGGGUCCAGACGUUGACCAGACUGGGGACGCCGCCGUGUGGCUCCAGGGACCAGGAGUCCAGCUGUGGACGCCCACUGGGGAUCCGGGUCGGACCCAACGGGACUCUGUUUGUGGCCGAUUCGUACCUGGGACUGUUUGAGGUCAACCCCACCACGGGCGAGGCGACCCGGCUGGUCCCCGGGGGACGGGAGGUGGGCGGCCGCCGUCUGUCCUUCAUCAACGACGUGGCGGUGAGCAGCAGCGGCAGGAAGCUGUACUUCACCGCCUCCAGCAGCAGGUGGCAGCGCCGAGACUACCUGCAGCUGCUGAUGGAGGCCACCGCGGACGGACGGGUGCUGGAGCUGGACCUGGACUCCGGGGAGCUGACGGUGGUCAUGGACAACCUGCGCUUCCCCAACGGCAUCCAGCUGCUGCCGGACGAGGAGUCGGUGCUGGUGGCCGAGACCACCAUGGCCCGCAUCCGCCGGGUCCACGUGGCCGGGCUCAAUAAAGGUGGGAUGGACACCUUCAUCGACAACCUCCCCGGUUUCCCGGACAACAUCCGUCCCAGCUCGUCAGGGGGCUACUGGGUGGCCAUGUCCUCCGUCAGACCCAAUCCCGGCUUCUCCGUGCUGGACUUCCUGUCCCAGAGACCCUGGAUCAAGAAGUUCAUCUUCAAGCUCUUCAGUCAGGACGUGCUCCUGAAGUUCGUCCCUCGCUACAGUCUGGUGGCCGAGCUCCACGACGGCGGCGUCUGCUCCCGCAGCUUCCACGACCCCGGCGGCCUGGUGGUGGCGUACGUGAGCGAGGUGCACGAGCACGCCGGCAGCCUGUACCUGGGCUCCUUCCGCUCGCCGUACGUCGCCAAGCUGGACCUGAGUCAGGUGUGACGUCUCUGGAUGGACACUGAUGAGCGGGAGACGGACGCUCCGGAGCUGCAGCGACGCCCGCUGACUGUCCUCCGCUUAGGGUCUGCAAAGGUCAAAGGUCAACUGAUGACGAGAAAAGACUAACGCGAUCAGCCUCCUGUAGGCUCUGCGUUCGUGUGUGUGUGUGUGUGUGUGUGAGUGUUCGAGUGAGCUGUGGCUGUUGAAUUGUGGUUUGACGCAUCAUGACCGUUAUCUAGAACACAGACGGUUUAGGGAUCCCCGGCCAACAUGGCUGCUCUGUCCAUCUGCCGGGAGCAGGCCGGGAAUCGAACCUAUGACUGAGCUCCUGAGGUGCAGCUCACUAAAUCCAGUUAAACCUGAGGUGCAGCUCACUAAAUCCAGUUAAACCAUGAGGUGCAGCUCACUAAAUCCAGUUAAACCUGAGGUGCAGCUCACUAAAUCCAGUUAAACCUGAGGUGCAGCUCACUAAAUCCAGUUAAACCUGAGGUGCAGCAAACUAAAUCCAGUUAAACCUGAGGUGCAGCUCACUAAAUCCAGUUAAGAUUUAGGCUUCUGCCGCUCA